AUGGACCCAGUUUCUAACGAUAGGCGGUCUCGUUCACAAGAGCGCGAAGCCGAUUAUAGAUACCAAAGUUAUGAUAGGGAAAGAGCUCGAACUGCGCGAAGCCCUAAUAGGCAUCCACCGGAACGUCGACAUAAUGGUCGCUCUCCGGCGCGUCAACAUCGGAGAGAAAGUCCCACUUACGAAGACUAUGACGGCUAUCAUCGUACGAGACGGGAUUCUGAACGGUUAGAACGUCGAGAUUUCGAACCCCGGAAACGACAUUUUGAUCUAGAUUCCAGAAGAGGCGAAAUGGCAAGAAAUAUUGAGCAACGUAAACGGAUUCGUCAGGAAAGUACAUUUUCCAUUUGGCCGCCUUCGCCCGAGGAGCCUUCAAGAUUAGAAAAAUCCACUCAUGUGAGACGCUCUCUUAGCAUCAGCGAUUCAGAGAGUCUCUCAGAUUCGACCGCAGAUUCAGAACAUGAAGAUAGAUCGAGGAAGUCCCGAAAGCGUCGCACUCGUUCUGUUAGUUCAGAGGAAGACAAUGAUUCCACGGAAAGUGAAAGUCAAAAAUCCAAUGAAAGAAAGAAUAAACACAAAAGAUUAGACGAAGCGGAUGCCGUGGAACUUGACGAGAGAAAGUUGGAACAGAUGGAAGAACUUUGGGUAGAAAAAAAAGUUGAGCUACCCGAGGAUUUGUUAAAUGUCGGUCCCGUGCCUCUCUCGAUGAACGAAAACAAACUCGGAGAGAGAGAUUAUGGUGGAGCUUUAUUAGCUGGCGAAGGUUCAGCUAUGGCAGCAUAUGUACAGGAGGGCAAACGUAUUCCGCGACGUGGUGAAAUCGGUCUUACCAGUAAUGAAAUUCAAUCCUUCGAAGAUGUAGGCUAUGUCAUGAGUGGAAGCCGCCAAGAAGAAAAGGCCAAAAAAGAGAACAAGAUUAUUUCAGAUUUCAGAGAAUUGGUAGCAGAAAAAAUGAAAGGGAAACAAUAA
This is a messenger RNA of Acaulospora colombiana, 966 nucleotides long. The record is from the annotation of a GenBank genome assembly. NCBI's taxonomy places the organism in Eukaryota, Fungi, Glomeromycota, Glomeromycetes, Diversisporales, Acaulosporaceae.